Molecule: messenger RNA, 772 nt
Organism: Hylaeus volcanicus
Lineage: Eukaryota; Metazoa; Arthropoda; Insecta; Hymenoptera; Colletidae
Product: histidine-rich glycoprotein-like
Exons: 1
Coding region: 20-772 (250 amino acids)
Source: RefSeq, a predicted model, not a curated record
GGUCGAACAAGGCACCAACAUGGCGAAAAGUCUGUGGCUCUGCCUGGGUCUAGCCGCGAUCUUCGCGGUCACCCUGACCACAGCCAGGGAGGCGAGGGAAAAAAGGGACCUCUUGAUGGCCGCUAGCCACCAUGGUCACCACCACGAAGAGGGUGGCGGUCACGAACAUCAUGGCCACCAUCACGAGGAACACGGCGAGAAGGGUGACAAGGGCUACAAGAACUAUCAUCACCACGACAAGGGCGAGCACGGUCACCACGGCAAGGAUCACCACGAGGGCCAUCACGGCGAGCAUGGUGGGCACAAGAAGGGCCAUCACGACGAGCACGACGAGCACGGCGAACACCACGAGCACGAGCACGGUCACAAGGGCGAGAAGUUCGGGCACAAGAAAGGCCACAAGAAGGGCGAGAAAACUCAUGGUUAUCAUCACAAAGCCCACAAAGACGAGUACCACAAGGAACACAAGUUCUACGAUGAUUUCCACAAAGGUGGACACCACGAGAAGCACGGAAAUCAUCAUGGACACCACGAAAGCAAGGAAGGCCACCACAAGAAGGGUGGACACCAUCACUCGGGACAUCACGAGGAUCAUCAUGGGAAGAAGGGUCACUACGACAAGGGACACUACGACGAGGAUCACAAAGGAUACCAUGGAAAACAUGGACACGACGACCACCACUCGCAUCACGAUGACUAUGGAAAAAAGGAGGAACAUCAUGGGGGAAAGAAGCAUGGAUAUUCGAGCGGCGAUGGACAUCAUGGUCGUUGA